Molecule: messenger RNA, 2279 nt
Organism: Colius striatus (speckled mousebird)
Lineage: Eukaryota; Metazoa; Chordata; Aves; Coliiformes; Coliidae
Gene: HADH
Product: hydroxyacyl-CoA dehydrogenase
Exons: 8
Coding region: 42-983 (313 amino acids)
Biological process (GO): fatty acid beta-oxidation
Cellular component (GO): mitochondrion
Molecular function (GO): (3S)-3-hydroxyacyl-CoA dehydrogenase (NAD+) activity; NAD+ binding
Source: RefSeq, a predicted model, not a curated record
CGCUGCUGUUCGCUCCGUGCUCCCCGCCGCCCACCUUCAACAUGGCCUUCGCCACUCGCCACUUCGUGCGCGCCGCCUCCUCCGCCGCCGCCACGGCGGCCGCCAAGAAGCUGAUAGUCAAACAUGUGACGAUCAUCGGCGGCGGCCUCAUGGGUGCCGGCAUCGCCCAGGUUGCAGCAGCCAGUGGUCACACUGUGGUGUUAGUAGACCAGUCAGAAGAAAUACUUAAGAAGUCUACAAAAGGAAUUGAAGAGAGUUUGAAGAGAGUGACAAAGAAGAAGUUUGCAGAUAAGCCUGAGGCUGGUGCUGAGUUCAUUGAGAAGACGUUAAAGAACCUCACAACAAGCACAGAUGCAGUAGCAGUGGUCCACAGCACAGAUCUGGUGAUAGAAGCCAUUGUGGAGAACCAGGAAAUUAAAAAUGAACUCUUCAAGAGGCUGGAUAAGUUUGCUCCAGAGCAUACAAUAUUUGCAAGCAACACUUCAUCCUUGCAAAUCACACAGCUGGCGAACUCAACCACCAGGCAGGACCGAUUUGGUGGUCUCCAUUUCUUCAAUCCUGUGCCUAUGAUGAAGCUUGUGGAAGUCAUCAAGACUCCAAUGACUAGCCAAAAGACUUUUGAAUCGCUUGUGGACUUCAGUAAAGCAGUAGGAAAGAGUCCUGUCAGUUGUAAGGAUACUCCAGGGUUUAUCGUUAACCGUCUCUUGGUGCCAUAUAUGAUGGAAGCUGUUCGACUUUUUGAGAGAGGAGAUGCAUCAAAGGAAGAUAUUGAUGUUGCUAUGAAGCUUGGGGCUGGCUAUCCCAUGGGUCCAUUUGAACUACUGGACUAUGUUGGGUUGGAUACCAGUAAAUACAUUAUAGAUGGAUGGCAUUCCCUAGAGCCCAACAAUCCUCUUUUUGCACCUAGCCCGCUCCUGAAUAAACUAGUACAAGAAAAGAAGCUGGGUAAGAAGACUGGAGAAGGAUUUUACAAAUACAACUGAACUCCAGACCUUGAGAGCUGUUAAACUAUCUGUGUAUGAUAUUCAGCAUUGCUGUAUUGCAGGUGAAUUCUGUUUAAACCUUCCCAAGAAUGGCACAAGCUGCAUUUAGAGUGUAACCCACCUCUUGAGUUGAGAGAUUGCACUAGUUAACCAUUUCUCUAGUGAAAGCUUGAUUUAGUAGAUUAUUUUUUCCUUGUAAUUUUGAAGAGCUAUAUAUGUACAGUGCCUUCAUGCAAAUGUUGAUUUUUCAGGUGUGAGACAAUGACAAGUGAAUUUAUUUGAAACAUUAUUAUAUUGACAGUAAAAAUCCUAAAAAUAACUGCACUUUCUUAAAAAUAAAAUUUUCAACACUUCUGUAUUGAAAGUCCCGACUUGGCAGUUGAUGCACUUGGUUGUAGCCCACUGGGUGGCAGUCUGUUUUCACCCUGACAAAUGUGGGAAGCUGUUUUGUUAGGCUGUUUCUGAAGUGCUGUGCUAAUCUGUAGGUGUAAAUUACAGUGCCUUGAACAAUGAUUUUCUAAAUGUUGUAGUAUUUAAAAAAAAAUAAUGAUUCUUGCAAUGGCAAGCUGUCACCUGGACAGCAUUGUAAAGCAAAACUCAUAAUUUGGUUUGGGAUUUUCUGGCAUUUUCAAUUACUGGUUGAGGGCCUCCUUUUGCUAGGUGUUGUGGAAACAUAAUGAAGAGAUGGUUUCUAUUCUGAAGUGCCUAAUAUGUCAAUUUUAUUUUUUAUUUAUUAACAAAGCUGGGUACCAGGUGAAAGCUUCUGUAUGCUUUCUAGAGUACUGUAAAUUGGCUUUACUGGCUAUUCAUGUUAAGUAUUAUUUUUACACCCUACACUGCUACUAUAGUUGUGUACUUCAGGAGCUUGAAAUUGGAGUCUGUGCUGUGUAAACAAAUAGGUGUGUCAGGCUGCCUGAGGCAUCUUCUGUUUUGCAACUCUGUUUCCUUGGGGCUUAGCAAAGCCUGGAUUUGUUCAUGGUGGGAGUUGCUACAAAUCCAGCCUUUUCUCCAAAUACUGCUGAACAAGUGGGCAUGAGGGUUGGAGUUCCAGUUCAACUGAGUAGUAGCCUUCUUUUAGUUUGUGAAUUUGGUCUGUAAACCGAGUGCUUUUAUCUAUAUAUGUUUUUUAAUUAAAGAAUUUCUUCAUAAUUAUUUAACACAAAGUUGCCUCUUCUGCCCUUCACCAGCAUCUAGUUCAGAUUGCAUCUAAAGAAACUGAGGCUGACAGAUGCUAAUUUCUUUGCACAUGAUCACACAAGAAAGCUGAGUAAAGAAUAAAAAAAAAUUGCUUUAUUA